AUGAUGACGCGAGCUGCCGCACCGCCGAUUCUGCUGCAGCUACAGAGCGCCGAAUCGGCCUCCUCUCAGAUUACAGCCUUGCGCACUCUGAAGAACGAACUGAUUGGCCAUGACCAACGCAAGGAAACCUACAUCGUCGAGGGAAUCAUACCGACUUUGGCACAGGUGCUGACCUCGAGAUGGCCGGGAACGGCCGAGUUUAAUGAAUCGAUAUUGCACCACGGCCGGUCCAUGCCAAAAGCCCCAGAAGAUUACGAAGCAUGUCUUCAGGCAGCUUUAAUUGUUGGGAGUUUGGCACAAGGGGGUCCGACGUUUCUCACCCCACUAUUCGCCAGCAAUAUUCCCCGAACCUUACUUUCAAUCUUUUCGUCACCAGACUGCCCAGAUUCAUUCUGUCUUCCCAUUCUACGACUCUUGAACACAAUUGCGGACCGGAUACCGUUGCAAAGCCAGGAACAAUGGCCUCGGGACACGCAGCUUGCGGAUCUUGUUUUCGCUUCUGCGAAUAUUACCUCUCUUAGACGUAUAAUAUCCCAGGAGUACAAGGACCUGCGCAGCCAGGCCACCAUCGAGCUAGCAGCCGCCCUGAUCGGCAAGCUUUGCACGGAGGAAACCCAUAAGACGGCACUAGCAGAAUCCGGGGUAUUGGAUGCUUUGGCCCUCAAGAUUGCCUCCUUCGUUGUGGCCAAGGGCUUUGUCUUGCCGGGCGCAGAGGAUCGCCUUCAAGAACCUGGCGCAUUGGAGGACCUACCACUUCCGGCCCCUGAAUCCGCCCAGCUAGCACCGAUUCUGCGCGCAGUCGCUGUCAUUAUUGAACAGUCGAAAUGGAGGGCGGAGCACUUCCUGUCGUCACCUGGCAUUGUGACUGUGUUUCCAAAACAAGUCGCUGGGUUUGCUCCAUCAGACAUCAAGAAAGGUCCGUGGGGAUCCACGUAUCUGUCGGGCUCUGCAGUACCCCGUCAUCUUGGAUCCAACCCCAUAGAACAGCUUUUGCCGUCGGUUCCUCUAGCACAUACAAAAUCGUCAUCUAGUUCUGCGAAUUUCCCACCUCUGGGGCACGGGGGCUCACAGCGCCGACACAGCCAUUCUUACCACACACCCUUUUCAUUAGCUGAGACACCUGUCCCAGAAGACGAGAAUUCGAUUGUUCCAUGGCUGCUCUGCAUUCUCCGCUCAGAGAAUGGCAUGACACGGUUGAUGUCCGCCCGCCUUGUCACCGCCCUCUUCCGGUUGGGAUUGGCGAAGAAACAUCGCAUUCCAAUGUUCAGUUAUUUGUUGAUCCCAAUCCUGAUUCGUAUGCUUGACAAGGAGGUCCGACUGCCGGAUGAAGAAGGCGUUAUUCACGAUGGGCUGCUCUCAUCGACCCUACGCUUAAAGGAAGAGGCGCCUGCGGUAUUAGCCAACUUGGUCGUGGACGACCAGGAGCUGCAGAGACACGCAGUAGAAGGCAAUGCGCUUAAGCGACUUUCACAACUUCUCAAGGAGACCUACAACCCAAUCACGGAGACCUCCCGGCCGAUGUGGCACGCAGAGGAUGGCCCAGCCCGGGACCUUGAGUCUCUUUCACCAGAGUGCCGCCUCGGGCCUUCUGGUUAUUCUCCGACCCUUUGCCAUAUAAUGCGUUACCGAGAGAACAUUCUCAAGGCUUUAGCAGCACUCGUCCCAUUCAAAGACGAGUACCGCAAGGCGAUCUGCGAACAUGGCGUAGUUCCUUACAUCAUUGACGCCCUCAAGCCAAGGCCUAGUGAUGCACCGGCUGAUGCUGUGAUGCCCAGAAAUACCGCUGAGGAUGGAAAUCCUAUCCCGACAAUUCUGGCUGCUUGUGGCACAGCUCGGAUGCUGACCAGAUCCGUCAGCGUGUUAAGAACUAGUCUUAUUGAUGCCGGCGUGGCUAAGCCACUGUUUGCCCUUCUUCGCCAUUCCGACCUCGAGGUGCAAAUUGCAGCAACGGCUGCGAUCUGUAACUUGGCCUUGGACUUCAGUCCCAUGAAAGAGGCAAUCAUUUCCCACAACAUCAUUCCCAUCCUUUGCGAACAUGCUCAUUCGUCCAACACCAAAUUACAGAUUGAAUCGCUUUGGGCUCUCAAGCACAUGGUCUACGACACCGCAAACGACAUCAGAAUGAACAUCAUCGAGACUUUGGGUCCCGAAUGGAUUAUGGAGGUCAUCUCCCAGGAUCCGGUCCGCGCCGUGGCUCGACGGGGAUUGGAAGAGGAAACAGAUCAAAGUCCGGGGUUUGCCAUGGGUCGAUCGAACUCAGCUGGCGAACAAGUCGAUAUUUUGAACCCCAUGGAGGAUGCAGCGGAGUGGGACGAGGACCUCAAGAUGACCGAUACCAUGCCUCCCUCCAAAAUGAGUCUGGACAUGUUCCUUCCUGAUGCAAGACGUAGACGCAAACUCGUUCUGCACGGAACCCUAGCCCAAACCACACAAUCUCGACAGGAUGAUAUUGCCGUCCAGGAACAGACAUUCGACUUACUGCGCAACAUGAUCUGUGGUCGGGAUGCACCUGAGAUGAUUGAAUAUCUCUUCAGAGAGCUUGGUCAAAAUGAUUUCCUCGAUACAAUCGCAGAUACACUACGACCACGUACCAUCCAAUUGCCUCACCGUCGGGAAUCCAGCAGCCAGUCCCUCCACGUUCCCAAUGAGAUCAUCAACGCAGCCGCCGCUCUUAUCAUCCACUUGGCGGCCGGGCACCCACGCCACCGGCGCAUCAUCACAUUCCACCGUGAACUCCUGCGGUCUCUGGGCAAUUAUUUCAACCAUUCCCACAAAGAUAUUCGGUCAAACUGUGUCUGGGUAGUGAUCAAUCUCAUCUACGAAGAAGAUCAGAGUGAUCAUGAAGGUUGUCGGGAGCGGGCAGUGAGACUUCGUUCUCUUGGUUUUGCGGAACGGCUGGCUAGCCUCGAGGAUGACACGGAGCUAGACACGAGGGAGCCAAUGUCUCCAGUACCAGAACCCAUCCUUCAAGCCCUCUCACUCCCAUCCGAAUCAAAAGUCAGCCUCUCCACAUCGGGCCUAGGCUCGGGCUUCACAAGCACAGGCAUCAUCCACGCCCAGAUCCCCGGCAAAAAUGGCACGGAAGAAGAGCGACGCUACUUUGUAAAAACCUCAUCAAACGGCAAAGCUGCAGAAGAAAUGUUCCAAGGCGAAUCCGAGUCCCUCAACGCAAUCGCAGCUUCAGUACCAGGAUUCUGUCCCCAAGCCCUAGCUCGAGGACCACUCGACGAGUCAGGGACAAAGGCCAAAACGCACUUCCUUGCAACAGAGUUCCUCCAGCUCGGCGGCAAGACGGGCCGUAGCACAAGCGACGAAACCACGCUCGCGCACCGCCUCGGAAAACUGCAUACCACGCCCGCACCCCCAGAUCCAAACACCGGUCGGCGCAGAUUCGGAUUCCCAGUGCCGACCUUCUGCGGAGAUACCAAACAGCCAAACCGGUUUUGUGAUAGCUGGGCUGAGUUCUAUGCGAAUGAACGACUGCUUACGAUCCUGGCGACAUCUGAAGAGCGCAAUGGACCCGAUCCUGGACUGCGCGAAGCGGUUGAGAAGACGGCGCAUAAGGUUGUGUCUCGGCUCCUUGGGGAUGGUCAUUUAGGGUAUAAUUCCAGUGGUGAGGGAGAGGGUAUUGUGCCUGUUGUUGUUCAUGGGGAUUUAUGGAGUGGGAAUGCUGAUUGGGGUCGGAUUGUUGACUCAGGUCGGGAUGAGACGCCUGGAGAUGUGGUGUAUGACCCAUCGGCUUGCUAUGGACAUAGUGAGUUUGAACUUGGGAUUAUGCAUAUGUUUGGUGGGUUUGGGGCUCGAUUCUUUGAUCUGUAUCAUCGGAUUGUGCCGAAGACUGAACCUGUGGCGGAGUAUGUUGAUCGGAUGGAAUUGUACGAAUUGUAUCAUCAUCUAAAUCAUCAUGCUAUUUUUGCUGGAGCGUAUCGAUCUGGUGCUAUGUCGAUUAUGCAGAAAUUGAUCAGGAACUUCGUGCAACGAGUCUGGCUCGCCCUCGAAGAGAAAAACAUUCCAUACGAGUACAUCGAGGUCAACCCAUACCACAAGCCAGACUCCCUACUCAAACUGAAUCCCCGAGGCCUAGUCCCUACACUUUCGACGCCAGCAGAUCCGCACCCACGGCCACUGUACGAAUCCACUGUGAUUCUAGAGUAUCUGGAAGAAGCAUACCCAGGCCAUAGACCCCGCUUCCUGCCAGAGGAUGCUUACGAGCGUGCCGGCGCACGAAUCUGGAUUGAUUAUGUGACAUCCCGAAUAAUCCCAUCAUUCCACCGUUUCUUGCAGUAUCAGCCCGCAGAUGAUAGUGCGCAGAGCACAGAUGUGGGGUUGGAGCAGGCUCGGCAAGAGUUUUUGGAUCACUUGAAAGCCUGGACUAAGGAGAUGCACACCGAAAGACCCUCUUUCUUGGUGAAGAUAUUAGUCUGCCGGAUCUGGUGCUGGCUCCGUGGGCGGUACGACUGUGGGUGUUUGACGAGUUUAAGAUUGGUGGAGUGGGGAUUCCGCGGGAGGGGGAAGGGGGUUCUGAUGAGGGGAUUUGGAGCCGGUGGUGGACCUGGUUGGCUUCUAUUGAGAGCAGACGGAGUAUCAAGGAGACAAAUAGUGAUCUUGCCCAUUAUCUUCCUAUCUACAAGAGAUAUGCGGAUAAUACAGCUCAAAGUGAGUUAG
Messenger RNA from Penicillium egyptiacum, 4665 nucleotides. The record is from the annotation of a GenBank genome assembly. NCBI's taxonomy places the organism in Eukaryota, Fungi, Ascomycota, Eurotiomycetes, Eurotiales, Aspergillaceae.